Miniopterus natalensis is the source of this 8023-nucleotide messenger RNA. RefSeq names its product activating transcription factor 7 interacting protein (gene ATF7IP). Gene Ontology annotation, cellular component: nucleus; transcription regulator complex. Lineage: Eukaryota; Metazoa; Chordata; Mammalia; Chiroptera; Miniopteridae. Gene Ontology annotation, molecular function: protein binding; transcription coregulator activity. The record is from RefSeq and is a predicted model, not a curated record. Gene Ontology annotation, biological process: regulation of DNA-templated transcription.
UUGAUGGGUAGGUUACUGCCAAGACACAUUUGUUGGGAUCAGUCUCAAAUUUAUCUUGUUAAUAGACCCACUUUCAGGCUGAAUUUUACCCUUUUGUUUCCCGUCUUUGUUUUUUUACUCAAAGGUGUCUGCAUUCUUUAUUUUUAUUUGCUUUUCACUUACACAUUAAAAUGUUGGGAGGUCUGUAGCAGGGCAUGAAAUUUAAUUUGCCCUGGGACCAAAUACUUACCUGGAGAUGUCUUUUUGACCAUCUAGAUUACAGAAGAAAAGUUGUUUUUAUCUUUAUGGCAGAUUAAUCAAAAUAGACAUUGUUGUCAUCAUAACUCUAAUGAGUCUAGUCCCUCCCCAGCAGUUAUUUAAAAUUAUUGUCAAGAUUCAAAUAUUUGAUUGCAGGCGUUAACCAUUCUGCUAGAUUUGAGCACUUUGGGGCUUAGAUUCUGGGAAAAAUCUUUAAUUAGUCUUCUAAAAAUGGAAAAGGAUUAUCAUGAUUUAAAUUAACAUAAUUUUCCAGAAAUUAUAAAAAUUGUCAUUCUUUUUGUGAUAAAAGUACUAUAAAAGAUGGAAAAAAAAAGGCCCUUGAGCAUGGUUUGACUUUUUUUUUUCUGGACUGAAAUGGAGGCUUUCUUUCAAGCGAAUUCCCUGAUGUUUGCUGUGUGUGAUUUGGCUCCAUCUCUGUAACUGCUAAUAUGUGGCAUGGACUUCCAGCUGUCUGGGAUCUGGAUGUGCCCAAAGUCUGUAUUGCAAGUCCGGAUUCACAGGCAUUAUGUUACAAAACUGGCUUGCUGCCUUCUCUGUUUUCUGUGUCCUGAGUAGCUGCAUUGUUUGUUGCAGUAUAUGCAUUAGCUGUCUGUGUUCAGUUUCCUGCAGGCUGACAAAGUGGGAGGGGCUUUGUUUGAUACAUAACUGAGUUUUCACUGUGUGAGUUCUUGAGUGCACAUUGCAGCCAUCUUAAUUACACUUUAGUGCAACUGAGACAGUGCAGCUGUCUCAAAAUGGCUGCUAACCUAGCCUUUGUAGCUGCUUAGGCAGCAACUAUGCCAGUGUGGAGAAUUGUCACAUGCAUCAGAACCAGAGAUUCAAAAUGGAUAGUAUAGAAGAACCUCAGAAAAAAGUCUUUAAGGCUCGAAAAACAAUGAGAGUGAGUGAUCGUCAACAACUGGAUGCAGUGUACAAGGUCAGAGAAGAACUGUUGAAAACUGAUGUCAAGCUGUUAAAUGGCAAUCAUGAAAAUGGAGAUUUGGACCCAGCCUCACCUUUGGAAAAUACAGAUUAUGUUAAUGACAAGGAUGAGGUGAAUGGCAUUGAAGAACUUUGUUUUAACCCUGAGAAAAGUACAUCAGAAUGGAAAGAAACACCUUGUACCUUAAAUGUUAAUGUAAAAAACAAGCCAGAUGAUGAUUUAGAGUCUGAAACUUCGUCUCCUAGUAGUAUAACUCCUGAACUAAACUCUAAAGUGACCACUGAACCAGCUUCUGGUGAUCCACCUUCAGGUGAUCUGGCUAUUGGGGAUCCUCCAGCCUCUGGAGAUCUGGCCUCUGAAGUAUUAACCUCUGGUGAUACCCCUUCUGGUGAUCCCACCUCUGGUGUUCCCACCUCUGAUGAGCCUGCCUCUGGUGAUCCCACCUCUGGUGAGUCAGUCUCUGGUGAGCUGGUCUCUAGUGAGCCAGUCUCUGGUGAGCUGGUCCCUGUUGAACCAAUGUCCAGUGAACCUGUCUCUGAUGAACUGGUCUCCAGUGAACCAGUCCUUGGUGAACUGGUCUCCAGUGAACCAAUCUCCAGUGACCUAGCCACUGAUAAUUCAACCUCUGAUGAUCUGGCCUCUGGAAUACUGGCCUCUGAUGAUCCAGCCUCUGGUGAUCUGGCUUCUGGUGGUCCAGCCUGUGGUGAUCUGACUUCUGGUGAUCAGGCCUCUGGUGAUCAGGCCUCUGGUGAUCUGAUCUCUGAUGAACCGACUGUUCAUAAACCAACUUCUGAAUCAGCCUUUGAUCCCACCUUUGAACCAAGUCCUGUACCAGUUUGUGAGCCAGUUCCUGACACUGACAAUACAGAACCUAGUAGCAAUAAAGAUGAUUUUCUUGAAAAAAAUGGGGAUGAUGAAAAGUUAGAUGAGAUUUUCUCAUUUGAUGAGAAAAAUAAAGCUGAUAGUAAUAUUCAUGCUGAUGAAGAAACUCUAGAAGCAGGUGAUACACUUACUUGUCCAGUUCUACCUCCUGAAAAUGAAAAGAAAGUAGAGGAAGAUGCUGUCACAGAACCUGCUCUUGGAGAGGAGGCUAUAUCUAGCAGUAUGGAAAUUGAGCAAAGUGAAAAGAAUGAAGAUGAAAAUUGUACAGAACUUGCAGAAACCAUUAGUGAAAAUGUUAUAAAAGAUGAAAAAAGUGAGAAUAUCUUAGAAAAUACAGAUUCUAUGGAAACAGAUGAAAUUAUUCCUAUUUUGGAAAAGCUUGCACCUGCUGAAGAUGAGCUUACUUGCUUUUCUAAAACUUGUCUCCUUCCAAUUGAUGAAACAAAUCCAGAUUUGGAAGAGAAGAUGGAAGGUUCUUUUGGUUCACCAUCUAAACAAGAGAGUAGUGAGAGUUUGCCAAAAGAAGCCUUUUUGGUCCUCUCUGAUGAAGAGGAUAUUUCAGGUGAAAAAGAUGUGUCUGAAGUUAUAUCACAAAAUGAGACAUGCUCUCCAGAGGUAGAAAGUAAUGAAAAGGACAGGAAACCAGAGGAAGAAGAGCAAGUAAUACAUGAAGAUGAGAGACCUUUUAAGAAAAUUGAAUUUUCCAGAAGAAAACGUUCUAAAUCCGAGGACAUGGACAAUGUACAGUCAAAACGCCGUCGAUAUAUGGAAGAAGAGUAUGAGGCAGAAUUUCAAGUAAAGAUUACAGCCAAAGGAGAUAUUAACCAGAAGCUACAAAAGGUUGUACAGUGGUUGCUGGAAGAAAAAUUAUGUGCUCUACAGUGUGCUGUAUUUGAUAAGACUUUGGCAGAAUUGAAAACACGAGUGGAAAAGAUUGAAUGUAACAAGAGGCACAAAACAGUUCUUACUGAACUACAGGCCAAGAUAGCCAGGUUAACCAAACGCUUUGGAGCAGCCAAAGAAGAUCUUAAGAAAAGACAAGAAAAUCCACCAAACCCACCUGUACCUGUAUCACCAGGAAAGUCUAUAGUUGAUGUCAACAGCAAUAACAAUGUGCCCUAUAGAAAUACAGGUACAGUGAGACAGUUGCUGGAGUCCAAAAGAAAUGUAAGCGAGAAUACACCACCAUCCUUUCAAACCCCUGUGAAUACAGUGUCUUCAACCAACCUUGUCACUCCUCCAACAGUUGUCAGUAGUCAACCUAAAUUGCAGACUCCAGUGACCUCGGGUUCUCUGACAGCAACAUCAAUUCUUCCAGCACCCAACACAGCUACAGUAGUUGCUACUACUCAGGUGCCUAGUGGAAAUCCCCAACCUACAAUCUCUUUACAGUCGUUACCAGUGAUUUUGCAUGUACCUGUUGCUGUAUCUUCCCAGCCUCAACUUCUACAGAGCCAUCCAGGAACUUUAGUGACUAAUCAGCCAUCUGGCAAUGUUGAAUUCAUUUCUGUACAGAGCUCACCAACAGUCAGUGGUCUUACCAAAAAUCCAGUGUCUUUGCCAUCCUUGCCAUCCUUGCCAAACCCCACUAAACCAAACAACGUUCCUUCUGUGCCCAGUUCUAGUAUUCAAAGGAACUCUCCUGCCAGUGCUGCACCAUUAGGAACAACACUUGCUGUACAGGCUGUCCCAACAGCACACUCUAUUGUACAAGCCACAAGGACUUCUUUACCCACGGUAGGCCCAUCAGGGCUCUAUAGUCCAUCAAAUAAUCGAGGCCCUAUACAGAUGAAAAUUCCAAUUUCUGCUUUUAGUACUUCAUCUUCUGCAGAACAAAGCAGCACUACUACCCCUAGAAUUGAAAACCAGACAAGCAAAACAAUAGAUGCUUCUGUUAAGAAAGCGGCUGAUAGCACAUCACAGAAUGGAAAAGCUACAGGCAGUGAUUCAGGUGGUGUCAUUGAUCUCACAAUGGAUGAUGAAGAGAGUGGAGCCUCACAAGACACUAAAAAGCUAAAUCACACUCCUGUGUCAGCCAUGGGUUCUUCUCAGCCUGUGUCUCGACCGUUGCAGCCCAUCCAACCAGCACCACCUCUUCAACCAUCUGGGGUGCCAACAAGUGGACCAUCUCAGACAACAAUACACUUACUACCUACAGCUCCAACCACUGUGAAUGUAACACAUCGUCCAGCAACUCAGGUGACCACGAGACUUCCUGUACCAAGAGCUCCUGCAAACCAAGUGGUUUAUACAACCCUUCCUGCACCACCAGCUCAGGCUCCCCUACGAGGAACUGUUAUGCAGGCUCCUACUGUUCGGCAGGUCAAUCCCCAAAAUAGUGUCACAGUCCGAGUGCCUCAAGCAACUACAUAUGUUGUAAACAAUGGACUAGCCCUGGGAUCCACAGGACCUCAGCUCACAGUGCAUCAUCGACCACCACAGGUGCACCCUGAGCCCCCACGCCCUGUGCACCCAGCACCCUUACCAGAAGCCCCACAACCACAGCGUCUGCCCCCAGAAGCUGCCAGCACAUCGCUGCCUCAGAAGCCACACUUGAAGUUAGCACGAGUUCAGAGUCAAAAUGGCAUUGUACUAUCAUGGAGUGUCCUGGAGGUGGAUCGGACCUGUGCCACUGUUGACAGCUACCAUCUCUAUGCUUACCAUGAGGAACCCAGUGCCACUGUGCCCUCACAAUGGAAAAAGAUUGGAGAGGUAAAGGCACUUCCUUUGCCCAUGGCAUGCACUCUCACCCAGUUUGUAUCUGGCAGCAAAUACUACUUCGCAGUACGGGCCAAGGAUAUUUAUGGACGUUUUGGACCUUUCUGCGAUCCUCAGUCAACGGAUGUGAUCUCUUCUUCCCAGAGCAGUUAAGCCUUGGAGACUUUAUCUCUUCCUCUUUGAAAAGUUCCACUUUUUGGUCUUGUUUUAAUCUGUGCAUGAUACCCAUUGUAAAAUCUACAUUGUGCAAGAUUUCUUGGACAGAUGUGUAUAUACACUACAUUUGUUUAUAAUCAGAGUAAAAUAAAUUGAGCCCAUAAAGCAAGAACCUUUUUCUGAACAACUCAAGCUUCGAGGUUUUGAAAUGUAAACGUGCACCUUCCUUUAAUCUUGAGGCUGGGGAAUAUGUGUGAGUGUUUGUGUGGGUUUUUCCUCCUCCUCCUGUUUAUAUGUUUGUUGCAGUGGAACCUCCCAUUUUUGUUCUCAAAUUUACCUGUCUUCUAGUAUCAAGUAAGUAGAGCAAAGCAUCUGAGGUAUGUAACUGGCAUGAUUCUGCUUCUAAGGGAUCUGUAGAUUCAUAGUUAAAUGAUUUAAACAGAAUCUAAAGAAAACCCAAAGAAGAGGGGGGAAAAAGCAAAAUGGUUAGAGUUUAAAAUAGGUUAAUUUGAACAUAGGAAAGGAUCUGAUCUUUUUUGGUCUCUUCUGGGUUGCUAAUUAGGUGAAAAACAUCUCAAUUGCCUCUCUCUUUUUAAUCUUUUGCAUUUACUUUGUGCCUUAAAGAUUAAUUGCAAAAAUAAACAUGGCCAUUUGUCCAUUGUUUACUCUUCCCUUUCAGCCUUUAGCCCUUCAUUUUUCCUUUAUUUCCACAAAAUAUAGCACACUCCCUCAAGUAAUUUUUAAACCAAGGCUUUUGUAUACUCACCAGUGGCAUUAAUACAUUUAACUCCAAAAAUUUGACUUGCUAUUUUCUUCUAAGAAUAUAAAUGCUUUUAUUUUUGGUCACUAUUUAAAUUAACUUUAUGUAAAGUGGACCAAGAGAGAAGACUGUAUUGUGUAAGAAAUUUUCCUUCAAACAUAUUUCAGUAUCUAUGCUCACACACUGUUUAGAAAUUAUGAAAGCAAUUCUAGUUUAUCACCCAAAGCCAUAGUAUUUUUUCAAAGGAAAGAGUCAAAUUCACAAAAUAUAGUGAGCUGAAAUAUUAAAGGGAAAGCUCCAUUAUCUCUGUUCUCAUAUCAUUCUUCCUUUUGUUAACUUUUAACUUCGUUUUAAUGGUGCCAAGUUUUGUCUCAUUUUUCCUAUGUCAGCUUUGGAUAGAAUUGAAAGUAUAUCCUUUGGGGUCAUUUUAUGUAACAAUUAGAUAUAACUUACUGUGUAUCUCUGUUCCUCUUCAAAGUUAAUCAAAUUCAGCUUAGGUCCUGCAUUUUCAAUUUGAGUGCCAGCUCUGUUGGUAUCAGAUAGUUGAGUGUAUAUAGUUUAAGACAGGACUGCUGGGGUACAUUUAGGGAUGAGAGUGUGGUUGGGAAUAUUUUGAAAGGAGUUCUUGGAGUUUGUGAAAUAAUUUUAUCAAGUCAUCUUCCCUAACCAUAUUUGAAUUCAUAUUUCUACCUUCUCAAAUUAUAACUCCUGGAAUUAUAGGAGGGAGCCAUUCCUUCCAUUAAUGCUGGUCAGUGUAUGUUAUGUUGGGUUGAAGUUUGAUUGAUGCUGAAGAAAGCCUACAGAUUGCCAAACUAUAAAUCUCCAAAACCUUCCUUUCACUUUCAGAAAAUAAGACCACAGUAAGAAAGUUUCCAUGAAAUCAAAAUUGCCAACUAACCAUGUAGAUAUUCCUUAUUCUAGGACUAACGGCGAUGGUAAAGAAGUUGCCAAUAUCAUGCAAAUGAAAAUUUCAAAAGGGAGGUGUCUUCUAGAUAUAUACGAACACCUAUCUAUAUCUGCAUGUACAUAUGUUUCUACCUGCAAUGGAUGCAACAUUGAUUAUGUGUUCAAGAUCAUUCCUGUCUACAAAACAGAAAGCUCAUGUUCAAAAUUGUUCUUUAUUGGCUGGUUUUUUGGUCACGUGGUAACAGUUUGCUUACCUAGCCUUGAAAUGGUGACCUUGGUGAAUGUUUUAAUUUAUAUUCACUAAUCCUUGUUUUAAAAGCUUUUAUAUAGCACUAUAUAAUCCUGUGAAGAAAGCCUAGUAGAAUGAAAAUAUUUCAUUAUUUUAGCCUAUACUGUGUUUUCUGUCAAAGAAAAAAAAAAAAAAUCUUAAACAGUAACUCUAAACAUAGAUUUACUACAGUAAAAUAACCUUUUAUUCCAGAUAGUGGAAGGUACAAAGAAAAAUUGUAGUUAUUUGAGGAAAAAGCAUUAUGAAAUAGCCUCCUCAAAUUAGCUUGCCAUGAGAUUGCAAUGGCUAUAUUGGAUUAACUGAAAGGUGCUAGGCUAGAAUUCUAGUCUUUUAUUUGGGCAGGUUUUAAUGUUGAUGGGCACUUUUUGUUUGUUUCUUUUGGGGGAGAGAAUAGAAGACUCAACUAAAAAUAGCUACUGAUUACAGACUUCUUGUAGCAGUUCACAACCCGUGAUACCUUUUUUAUUUCGAGGUACCUUUUCACAGAGUAUUACAAAUAAGCUUGUUUAUCCCAUUUGGGGACUGCAAAUUUACUAAAUUUUUAGCCUGACAAUACUUGUGUUAAGUACUGCUUUGUUGGAAAUCCUGGAAAUUGAAAUUUCAACCCAAAAUGUAGGAUGUUUAUGUGGCAUUUAAAGGUAACAAUGAUGUUUGUUACUCUUUCCUUUGUACUUUGUUAUGGUAUUUUUCACCCUAUUUAAAUGUGAGUAAGCCCCUUUUCAAAAUUAUGUUACUGCCAGUAAAUUUAUAAAUUACAUACAAAGAUAACAUCUGUUGUUAACAGUUAACUUGAUGAGGUAACUAUAUCCCUCUAUUUCUCUGGACUCACUUUUUAAAAUACGCAGAAUACUUUAACACAGUAUAAGUCAAUGAGAAAAGUGUAGAGGAGAGCUUUCUUCCUUGAAAAGUAUUUAUUGGGGUACCAAUUGCCUCACAGUGAGGUGUUCCCCCCUUUUCCCCCUUCCCCCCCAUUGUCAGAUAAAUGAAAGGUUUAUUUGAAAAACAAGUCCUAGAGCAAGGAGCUUAAAAUCUGUUAUAUCUCUGCAGAACUCCUUAGGCAGGCUGCACCAUACAGUCCUCUUACUGUAUUGUAUAAGUGUUAACUAAGUUUUUGUUCUCUUUUGCUUAUAUU